Messenger RNA from Sciurus carolinensis (gray squirrel), 2350 nucleotides. It is a transcript of the gene Them4, whose product is annotated as thioesterase superfamily member 4. NCBI's taxonomy places the organism in Eukaryota, Metazoa, Chordata, Mammalia, Rodentia, Sciuridae. The coding region runs from base 154 to 855 and encodes 233 amino acids. The transcript has 6 exons. The record is from RefSeq and is a predicted model, not a curated record.
AAAGGCAGGGCGGGGCCAGGAGCCAGCCGCUGGAGCCUAGAGCCUCUACCGCCUCUCCUGGCGCUCGUCCCGCCGCUUCCGCCCACCUUGGAAGUAAGCCGACCUGUGAGGGAAUGCGUCUGCCUCUUCUGCGGCAAGCGUGCUCUCCCAACCAUGCUGAGGACCUGCGCCAAGCGCCUGCGCACGCUCGGGUCCCCGCUCUGCCAGCCGGGAGCGCAGCGGAGAUCAUUUUCUUCUGAGAAAUUCAUUCAUAAGGACUAUGCUCUCCCUAACCCCAGCUGGAGCAAGGACCUAAGACUCCUCUUUGACCAGUUCAUGAAGAAGUGUGAAGAUGGCUCCUGGAAACGUUUGCCAUCAUACAGACAAAAUUUUCCUGAAAAGAUUCAAGAAUUCCAAACCCUUUAUCUUGACUCAAGUCUCCCAAAAGGAGAACAACAUGCUCAACAAUUCCCAAGAAGUUUGGAUGUUGGCCUGGGCUUUGAAUAUGUGAUGUUCUGUAAUGAUGUUGAGAGAAGGGUACUUUGCUUUCUUCAAGUAGGUCCUCACCUGCAGGGAACACCUGGAUUCGUUCACGGAGGUGCCAUUGCGACCAUGAUUGACUCCACUACUGGUAUGUGUGCUUUUAGAGCUGGAGGGAUUGUCAUGACUGCCAAUCUCAACAUCAAUUUUAAAAGUCCUAUUCCCCUUUGUUCUGUUGUUGUGAUAGACAGCCAACUUGAUAAAGUUGAAGGAAGGAAAGUGUUUGUUUCCUGUAAUGUUCGAAGUGUUGAUAAGAAGACCUUACACUCAGAGGCAACAGGCUUAUUUAUAAAGCUGGAUCCUGAUAAAAGUUUAAAGAAAAAGAGGUCAUUAUGAAUUCUACACCCUUCUGCAUGAGGCCCUCCUCCAGAAGUAGUUGUCCCCACUCCUGCUCUGUCACCACUGCUGAAUCCCCCACAGAGGAAGCCUGCUGACACUGACCUUUUGGAACAACCUUCUAAGUAUGACUCCCAGAACUUUCCACUAUCUCAACUUUUUAACAAGAAACACUUCCUGUGAGAAUAUCAGCAAUUCUUUGCAUUCCUGAGGAUAAAUGUGGUUCUCCUAAAAUUUGAACAGGCUUCUUAAAGUUGCACAAGUUUGACGUCUGCCCUGCUGAAGACUAAGGGGAACAAAUUGUAUUGAAACUGUUGCUAUAAACUUGAAAAUAUUACAAAGCCAAAUGAAGGAGUAAAUAUGUGGGUUUGUGUGGGGUGUGCACAUGUGGAACUUGCAAAGCUAACUUUGUUGUAUCUGAACAAACAAAUCUUUUUGGCCAGAGUAGAAACACAACUAGUUCCUAUAGGAAUGGAUACCUCAAAUCUGUUGUCUGGGGUUCUAGGGAUUAAAUCACUGUACCAUUUUUUAACAUAGGCUAUGCUAUUGUGUCUUUCCAGAAGCGCACUUUGUCAUCCUUGGAAGAAGCCUGUAUUAGUUCCCUAGAACAACAACAAAAUACCACAAACGUAUGACUUAAAUGACCAAAAACUCAUGUUUCGCAGAUCUGGAGGCUUGAAGUCCAAAGUUAAGGUAUUGAGAAGAUAAGUUGCUCCUUCUGAAGGUGCUAGGGAAGCAACUCUUUCCUGCCUCUCUCCUAACUUCUGGUAGCCUCAGGCAUUCCUCAGUUUAUAGACCAACCACAGUUCCCCCUGUGUCUUCACAUCAUAUUCUUUUGUAUAUAUCUGUCUGUGUCCAAAUUUCCCCUUUUUUAUAGGGAUUCCAGUCAUAUUGGUAAAGCCCACCUGAAUGACCCAUUUUAACUUCAUUACCUUGGUGAAGAUCCUAUUUCCAAAUAAGGUUACAUUAUGAAGUUCUGAAAAUUAGGACUUAGACAUUCCUUUUGUAACAAAGGAGGAGAGAGGAUUCAACCCCUAAAAGAGCCUCAGAUAAGACUAAAAAUAAAUUGGGAGGUUAAUAUUCUGGAAAACACAUUCUGCUUCCUAAAGCAGGCAGUAGAUUCUUUGGACUCGUUUCUUGCCUUUGUUUCCCCAUAUUGAAAGUUUAGGCUCUACCAUAUGAAAUUACCAUUUUUAAAGGUGGUAAGAUGGUUGAAUAUUGACAGUUUCCUGUGGCUGAAUAUAGUAAUCUAGGAAUAGCCUGGUGGUACCCUACCAAUCAGAAGAUCAUCUGGAGUCCUGGGAUGGCCAAGCCAAAGGAAGUCCAACAUCCUGGAAGCUGUCUCUAGUGCCCACCUGAAGUCCCCCAGCUGCUGCAAAAGCUCAGCAGAUAUGAGUGCGGCACCACAGAGGUGAAACCAGGAGCUCCUUCUCCCUGGAAAUUCCCAGAGAGCUUGGUGUACUUAGAAGUGAUUAAAAUGGUUUAAAGCUUUGAA